AUGUCACAGAGGCUCGCUAAGGAGUACAGAUCGCAUGAGAAAACACUUGCAAGCGAUAAGAGCUUUAGCCAUGUUGUGGACUUAAGCCCUGUGUCCGACGAGGAUCUCAGGUCGUGGAAGGCUACUAUCGAGGGCCCUCCAAAAACGCCCUACGAAGGAUUUGAGUUUCAACUAGAAUUGAAAAUUCCACAAAGGUACCCGCUGGACCCGCCCCAGGUGUCGUUUCUGCCCCGUUCCACACCCCAUUGCAACGUUGACUACGACACGGGCCGCAUAUGUCUUGACAUCCUUGAAAAGGACUCCUGGUCACCGGCGUGGGACCUUCUGCACGUCACGCACGCCAUAUGGCUUCUUCUCGCAAAUCCAGUACCGGACUCGCCUCUCGACGUCGAUUUGGCGUGUAUACUUCGCGCUAACGACACCUCGGCUUACAAUGGCCUCGUUCGCUACUACUUGAAGGAUGAGUCACGUGACUAG
Messenger RNA from Lachancea mirantina, 477 nucleotides. NCBI's taxonomy places the organism in Eukaryota, Fungi, Ascomycota, Saccharomycetes, Saccharomycetales, Saccharomycetaceae. The record is from the annotation of a GenBank genome assembly.